Cicer arietinum (chickpea) is the source of this 1694-nucleotide messenger RNA. RefSeq names its product pentatricopeptide repeat-containing protein At1g06140, mitochondrial-like. NCBI's taxonomy places the organism in Eukaryota, Viridiplantae, Streptophyta, Magnoliopsida, Fabales, Fabaceae. Gene Ontology annotation, cellular component: intracellular membrane-bounded organelle. The record is from RefSeq and is a predicted model, not a curated record. Gene Ontology annotation, molecular function: protein binding; RNA binding. Gene Ontology annotation, biological process: RNA modification.
CGUGUGUGUUUGAUGGACAAGGCAAUGAGUUUGUUGAAAGAGAUGUUGCUUGUUGGUUUUGAACCGAGUGCGUCGACGUUUGUUUCGAUUUUAUCAGUUUGGAAAAAUGGAUGAAGCAAGGAAGGUUUUUGAUUUUUUGGAUGAAAAGUCAAUAGUUUCUUGGACAACUAUCAUGGGGGGUUAUAUGAAGGUUGGGUGUUUCAUUGAAGCGUUUAAAUUAUUUAAUCAAAUGCAACGUCAAAGUAUUGAUAUUGACUUUGUUGUGUUACUAAAUCUUAUUUCCGGUUGCGUACAAUUAGGAAAAUUUUUCUUAGCUUCAUCGGUUCACUCUCUUGUACUCAAAUGUGGGUGUGGUGAAGCAGAUUCCAUUCAAAAUUUGUUAAUAGCUAUGUAUGCAAACUGUGGUAACCUUACAUUUGCUAGAAGGAUAUUUGAUGCGAUCGUUGGAAAAAGUGUUUUAUCAUGGACAUCAAUGAUUGCAGGAUAUACUCGUUCAGGUCAUCCAUCAGAAGCAUUGAAUCUAUUUAGAAGGAUGGUAAGAACAAAAACUAGACCUAAUGGAGCAACCCUUGCAAUUGUUUUAUCAGCUUGUGCUGAUUUGGGAUCACUCAACACUAGACAAGACAUUGAAGAGUACGUUUUCGAAAACGGAUUUGAAUCGGACCAACAAGUUCAAACGUCUCUCAUACACAUGUACUCUAAAUGUGGUAGCAUCAAGAAAGCAAGAGAAGUAUUUGACAGGGUCAAAGAUAAAGAUUUAACUAUUUGGACUUCCAUGAUAAAUAGUUAUGCCAUCCAUGGAAUGGGGGAUGAAGCUAUCAGCCUCUUCGAAAAAAUGACAACUUCAGAAAGGUUAAAACCGGAUGCCAUUGUUUAUACUAGUCUUUUGCUUGCAUGUAGCCAUUCAGGAUUGAUAGAAGAUGGAUUAAAGUACUUCAAAAGUAUGCAAACAGAUUUCGGAAUAACUCCUACAAUAGAACAUUAUACUUGUUUGGUAGAUCUUUUAGGGCGAGUCGGACACCUUGACCUAGCUUUAGAUACAAUUCAGGCGAUGCCGUUGGAAUUACAAACACGAGCUUGGGGUUCGUUGCUUAGUGCUUGUAGGAUCCAUGACAAUGUUAAACUGGGAGAGCUUGCGGCUGUCAAGUUAUUAGAACUUAGUCCAGGAAGUUCUGGAAGUUAUGUAUUAAUGGCUAAUUUGUACACCUCAGUUGGAAAGUUUAACGAGGCGAAUACAAUGCGAAACUUGAUAGAUGGUAAAAGAAUGGUUAAAGAAUGUGGUUGGAGCCAGGUUAAGGUUAGUGGUUGAUUUAAUGUUUGCCAUGACAAAUCAAUCAAAUUAUUGCAGCAAUAUUGAAAGAUUAAUUGAAAAAGAAAAUAGAUUAGGGGAACCCCUAAAAGCUAAGGUUAUGCAACAAGUUGUUGAACUUGCAUUUGGUAAUGUCAGUAGUACUUUCAGGCUCCAGCAUUAGAAGAACAUGGAAUCAUUUCCAUAAAUGUUGAUAAGUGCUUUCUAAUGAAAAUAUCAGUGUGUAGUUGAAUUUUAAGUCUGGUUCUUGUUAAAGUAAGUACUUAAGGUGAAAUGAUACUUGUUACUUUUAUGUGAUUCAAAUUGUGUACAAAGGGAAAGACAUGUAAAUUGAAAAUACAAUAACUUAAUUAUCCUUUAUGAUAUAGACAUUCCUUGAUGACUA